AUGGGCGAUGGUGGUGAAGAUGCAAGCGAAACAAUAUUUGGACUAUCAUCAGAGCCAGCGGAUGCGGUGGUAGCGGAGGGCGAGAGCGCCGUGCUGGCCUGCGGGGCGCCGCCACCCGCGCGUCUCUCGUGGCGGUACAGCGCCACUGCGCCCCCUACCAGAGACCACGCAUUACAACGCGCUGAUACUUACAGGAAGCAGCUCGCGAACGGCUCUCUGGUAAUAGAGAGCAUGUCGUUGGCGUUGGCUGGACAGUACCAGUGUGUGGCGACGGUGGACGGCGUCGGUACCGUCGUGUCGAGAGUGGCCACCGUUUUUUUAGCCGAAGUACCUGAACUAGGCGAAGGUCCACGAGUGGUGAUGGGCGUUUUGGGGUCCCCGGCGCUUCUGUCCUGUCCCAUUCAGCUACCCCAAAGGCUAGCAGUGCGGAUCAUACCUUCGCCCUCCGCACCGCAGCCCGAAAGGCGGGUGUACGGACUCGCCAAAAUACAUGCUCCGCCACCAGUGUUAAAACUGAACGUGACUUGGUUGAAAAACGGUUCCCCGGUGCGCAUGGAGGCGGCGCGCGUGUCGCUGACGCCGGGCGGCGCGCUGGAGCUCGACCCGCUGCGCGCGCACGACGCCGCGCUCUACCGCUGCGUCGUCGCUCUGGCGCACGCGCACGGACAUCUCGCGCCCAGACUCGGACCGGAGGUGGAGCUGCGCGUGAACAGUGAACUGGCUAACCUGGAGUCUGCACCACGGUUCAUCACAACACCGCAACCGGUCACCGUCAUGGAAGGUGCGUCUGUGACGUUCGACUGCGCGGCCGUCGGGAAUCCUAAGCCGGAAAUGAUUUGGUUGAACAACGGUGUCGCUAUCGAUCUCAACGACCUGGACUCGCGGCUGUACCUGGUGGGCUCGGGCUCGCUGCGCGUGGCGGCGGCGCGCGCGCAGGAUGCGGGCGCCUACACGUGCCGCGCCACCAACCGCCUCGACUCCGCCGACCACUCCGCGCAGCUGCACGUCAUGACGGCGCCGCGCGUGGCGCUGCGCGAGGGCGGCGUGGUGCGCGCGCGCACGCGCGGCGACGUGACGCUGCGCUGCGAGGCGCGCGGCCGCCCCGCGCCCGCCGUCUCGUGGCUCAAGGACGGCGAGCCGCUCACGCCCAACGACCACGACAUCGCGCUCGUGGACGGCACGUCGCUGCGCAUCCGCGGCGUGCUGGACGUGGACGCCGGCGUGUUCCAGUGCAGCGCCAGCUCGCCCGCCGGCAGCAGCGUCGCCGCGCUGAGGCUGCUCGUGACGCCGCACGAUCACAAACCGAACCCCACCCAACCGAAGUCCUUUACAAAUUCCACUCAAGAUAUAUUCAAUACCCUCAUAUCCGGCGACUUCGACCAAACCCUAGACCCCACUCCCGAGGACCUAGACUUCCUCGGCGAGACGUCCUCCGCGUACACGUCUGAACCGGUGUACGACGAUUAUAACGAAAACACUCUAGAUAACGACUAUUCCUUUCACGCUGCUGAAGAUUUGGAUACUGAGGAAUUUAGGAACGGUAACGCGACUGCCGUCUCUCCGCCCAAGGACCUGAAGGCGGUCAUCGUGAAGCACAGGUUCGUGACGCUGACGUGGCAGGAGCCGGACCAUAAGUUGGAGGAGAUCACCGGGUACGCUAUCCUGUACAAGGUCAAGGGGAGUGAGCGCGAGCGCCUCUCCCGCGGCGAGGCCCGUCGGCACGAGAUGAACGUGGCCUCCCUCCAGCCCAACACCACGUACCAGUUCAAGGCGGUGGCGCUCACCGACCACGCCGUCUCCCCUCCCACUGAGAUAAUAGAGGCGACGACUCCUCCGGAGGAGUUGACGUACGGUCCGCCGCUAAACGUGCGAGUGGAGGCGGCGGGCGCGCACGCGCUGCGCGUGUCGUGGGACCCGCCCGCCGCCGCCCGCGCCCCGCCCGCCAGAUACGCCGUGUACUACACCGAGGUGGAGAGCGGCCGCGAGCAGGCGCAGUGGGCGGAGCGGGCGCCCGCCGUGCUGGGCGCGCUGCGCGCCGCCGCCGCCUACCGCGUGCGCGUGGCGGCCGCCGGCGGCGCCGCCAGCGCCGACGCGCUCGCGCGCACGCGCACCGACGCGCCCGCCGCGCCGCCCGCCAACGUGUCCGCCGCGCCGCUGUCCGACACCGCGCUGCUGGUGCGCUGGGAGGCGCCUGUGGCGCGCACGCACCGCGGCGCGCUGACGGGCUACAAGCUGCGCUACCGCGCGGUGGGCCCGGCCGGCGGCGCGGCGCCCCCCGCGGGCGCGGCCCCCCGCCGGCGCGCCGACUCGCUGACGACGCCGGCCGACACGCGGCGCGCCGAGCUGCGCGGCCUGGAGCCCGCCACCUCGUACCAGAUCCGUGUGUGCGCGAUGAACGCAAACGGCUCCGGCCCGUUCAGCGACUGGGUGUCGGCCAGCACUCAGGGCCGACGCCGCGCCGACAGCGCCGUGCCGGGCCGGCCGCCGCCGCUCACCACGCGCGCUGGUCGCGACUGGAUCUCAGUGUGGUGGGGGGGCGAUGAUGGCUCCGGCGGCGCUCUGGUGCGCGGCUACUUGCUGGGGUGGGGUCUCGGCGUGCCAGACUCACACUCUCGCGAGUUGCCCGCGCACGCGCAUUCACACGUCAUACGCACUCUCGAAUCAAACUCGGAGUACGUGAUAUCGCUGCGUGCGAGCAACGCUCUCGGUCUCGGGCCGGCGGUGUACGCGACGGUCCGGACGAAGCCGUCCGAGCCGGAUGACGAUGAACCGGACGAGCCAGACGAACCUGACGCGGAUGAACCAGACGAUCCGGACGAGGAGGAGGAUGACACCCCACCUCUUAUACCUCCUGUUGGGGUCAAGGUGAUAAUGUUGAGUGGUACCACCGCUGUUGUUUACUGGACGGAUCCUACGCUACCAAAAGGACAAACGGCGACAGACGGUCGUCGAUACGCGGUGAGGUGGUCGGGUGGUGGUCGCACGCGCGUCUACAACGUCUCCGACCUCAACUGCAUGGUAGACGACCUGCGACCCUACACGCACUACGAAUUCGCUGUCAAGUUGAUCAAAGGCGAGCGCGAGUCGGCGUGGUCGAUGCUGGCGUCGAACACGUCGCUAGAGGCCGCGCCGGGCUCGGCCCCCCGGGACCUGCGGGUGUCGGCCGCCGCGCCCCCGGCCCGCGCCGCCGACCUCUCGUGGAGCCCCCCGGCGAGGCCCAACGGGCAGCUCACAGGCUACAUCAUAAUGUACGCGGCGCAGCGGGGCGCCGCGGGGGCGGCGGAGGAGUGGACGACGGUGACGGUGGCGGGCGAGCGUGGGCGGGCGCGAGUGGAGCGGCUGCGCGCACGCACUACCUACCACUUCAAGAUCCAGGCGCGGAACGGCAAGGGACUCGGGCCGUUCAGCCCGCCCGUCGCCUACACCACGGGGCCCGAAGGCGGCGAGGGCGGCGGGCUGGCCAGCGCGACGUCGGCGUGGCUGUGGGCGAGCGCGGGGGGCGCGUGCGCCGUGCUGGCGCUGGCGGCGGCGCUGGCGCUGUCGCUGUGCUGCCGCCGGAACAGCGCGCCGCUGUCGCCCGACACCAGCACGUACCAGAAGGCGUCCGCGUCUGCGGCCAUCAAGCCGCCGGACCUGUGGAUACAUCACGAUCAGAUGGAGCUGAAACACAUGGACAAGAGCUUGCACAGCUCUGCCAUCUCGGCGGGCAGCGUGGAGGGCAGCGCGCUGGUGUCGUCGACGCUGACGCUGGCGCGCGCGCCGCCCGCGCUGGCGGACUACGAGCCCGCGCGCCACGCGCCGCCGCCCUCGCUCGCCAGCCUCGACCGCCGCUACGUGCCCACCUACGUCGAGUCCCGCCGGUCGCCGUCGGUGGGUGGUAGUGGUAGCGACGACACGGCAGUGCUGCGCGCGUCUCCGUACCGCUGCGAUUACCGUUGCGACCCGCUCGUGCCGUGUCUAGCCAUGACAGGAGUAGGCGUGGGCGUGGGAGUUGGAGUGGGAUGCACGGGGACCUGUGAACGACGGAGGCAUCUACCGGAUCAGAGUACGCCGCUGCUGUCGGGCGUGGCGCCGCUGGGCUCCCCGCAGGCGUCGCUGGCGUCGCUGCAGCACCACCCCGCGCACCCGCCGCCCGCGCCCUGCGGCUCGGGGCAGUGCCCGCUGGGCAGCGCGUGCUCGGCGCCCGGCGGCGCGGGCUCGGGCUCCGACGUGUACGCCAGCGCCGCCUCGGCCCGCGAGCGCGGCCACUACGUCGCCUACGAGCCGCUCGGCCACUACACGCACCGCGAUUCUCUGAGCAGCGAGGCGGGCACGGCGGGCCCCGCGGUGGGGGGGCCGGUGGGGGGCGCGGGCUCGCUGCAGCGGCGGGCGGGCUGCGGGCCCCUGCACAGCUUUGCGUUGCCCGACACCGCCUCCGACCACUCGACGCCCUCGCACUCCAAGGCCGGUAGCGUGAGGGACACGUCUCCUUACAAGAAGAGUGCGAGCUCGUCGCCCGGACACAUUCCUAACAGACUCCAGCUCGGUGGCAGCGUAUCCCACCGCGCCGAGGAGUUGGAGCCGCUGACCCCGUCGCGCUCCACCGAGCGCCUCCACCGCGAGAUGCAGAACCUCGAGGGUCUCAUGAAGGACCUGUCCGCCAUCACGCAGAACCAGUUCCACUGCUAGCGUCCGGCCGACGCGUCCGACCGGUACCGGAUCGACGUCUGACCGACACGUGACGCCGCGUCGGGUCGAUGGGACGUGACUCGACGUUACUGAGUAACUAUCGGUUCAUACCGAACUCGUCACUGUGACCUCUGGACUUUUUCAAGAUAUUUGAAAUGUUAUGACGAUUCUAUUGAAGAAUUGUGGACGAUACGUUCGGUAUUUGUAAUUCUCUUUUCUUAUUGUAUUAGGAAACAAUCACGCAGUGCGGUGGAGUUAUUCUGUAAGAUCGAACUCGAAGCUCACCGUAGAACCCGAUCGUGAAAUGUCAGAAAGUGACAUUCGAUAUU
Vanessa atalanta (red admiral) is the source of this 4997-nucleotide messenger RNA. It is a transcript of the gene fra, whose product is annotated as neogenin. Gene Ontology annotation, biological process: cell-cell adhesion. Bases 1 to 4668 code for a protein of 1555 amino acids. The transcript has 32 exons. NCBI's taxonomy places the organism in Eukaryota, Metazoa, Arthropoda, Insecta, Lepidoptera, Nymphalidae. Gene Ontology annotation, molecular function: protein binding. Gene Ontology annotation, cellular component: membrane. The record is from RefSeq and is a predicted model, not a curated record.